Macrosteles quadrilineatus (aster leafhopper) is the source of this 770-nucleotide messenger RNA. RefSeq names its product endocuticle structural glycoprotein SgAbd-2-like. The coding region runs from base 132 to 593 and encodes 153 amino acids. The transcript is spliced from 3 exons. Gene Ontology annotation, molecular function: structural constituent of chitin-based larval cuticle. The record is from RefSeq and is a predicted model, not a curated record. Gene Ontology annotation, cellular component: chitin-based extracellular matrix. Lineage: Eukaryota; Metazoa; Arthropoda; Insecta; Hemiptera; Cicadellidae.
AUCUUCUACUUACAUAAUCUGAUCUGUCCGAUAUAUCACAGACUGGUCUGCUUUCGCCAGUUUUGGCAGGCAGGAUAUAUAAAGGUGUAGCCCCAAGAUGCCGGCAGUCAGUGCCCCGCUCUGCCCCUGCCAUGACCUCUCACUUGCAACUUUUCUGCGUGCUCGCAGUAGCUUCACUGAGCCAAGCUCUCCCCCAAUACCAAACCCCCAUCCCCAUAGUCGCUCAGUACCAAGAUGGGCCCAACCCUGACGGCUCUUAUCAAUACAGCUACCAGACAGCCAACGGCAUCUCCGCCCAGGAGCGCGGGUAUCUGAAGAACGCUGGCCAGCCCCAGCUAGAGGCUCAGGUAGCGGAGGGCUCCUACCAGUACACAGCUGACGACGGCACACCCAUCUCCAUCUCCUACAUCGCCGACGAGGGUGGCUUCCGUGCCGAGGGUAGUGCCAUCCCCACCCCACCUCCAAUCCCCCCAGAGAUCCAGAGGGCUCUGGAGUACCUGAGGACUCUGCCCCAACAAGAGUACGAUGACAACGGCAACCCCAUCGGCGCCCCUGUCCAGCAGAACUACCGACCCAACUACGGCAAGAAGUAACUCCUCUAACUGACUUAUAAUAAUAGUCGCUUGAAAAGAGCUUAAGGAAGCUCCUUUUAACCGAUUAUUCUGCGGGGUGUACAGUUACCCUAGUUGGUACACUAGUCAUGGAUAGGGAUGUUACUUUUGUAUUUUUGUACUUGUAUUAUCUGUAAUAAAACAUUUUGUUAUUUAUAA